This is a messenger RNA of Anopheles merus, 5932 nucleotides long. RefSeq lists its product as uncharacterized. Lineage: Eukaryota; Metazoa; Arthropoda; Insecta; Diptera; Culicidae. Gene Ontology annotation, molecular function: protein binding. The record is from RefSeq and is a predicted model, not a curated record.
GCGAACCGAACGGACCGUGGACGCUCCGACUCCGGAACCUCGGUGUGUGUUUGUCGCGCGCAGCAAGUGUACCUGUGUGGUGAGGUCGUGUAGUGCGUGUGAUUUUGUGUUUUUUCCAUAAAUUUGUGAGCGGAACAACAUAUUAACAAAAUAAUAGUACAAAAUUCGACAAUUAAGCUAAAACCACGUGUGUGUGCGGUGUGUGCGGAAAGAGCGCGCACGCCUCUGUUACGUUCUUCUUCCAAUAUUGCUUGGCCCGAAAUAAAGUGUAUCAAAAUGAUUGAUGAUGAUGAAGUGUGCUAUCGACCGCAGUUCGCUAAUGUGUUUUGCCCCCUUUGGAGCCACUCUUCCGGUCGCGAUUGAUUCCAGUUCGACGGUCGACCGCGUGCGUUAAAAGAUAUUCCCCCCUGGGGUGGCUUGUGUUUCGCUAAGAGCGUCUUUCAAGCAUCAGAAGCAACGAAAUACUGCGAAGGAGCUUUCAGUGUGCGUUUAGAAAGGCAAAAAAAGCCAAAGGAAAGCAUUUCUGGCAAACAAAACGAUCUGUUGCUCGUGUAUCCUCCGGUUCUUUGGGUGCAUCAGUGUUGCGUGGUGUUGGUAAAGUGUUAACGUGCUAAAAAGUGCGCAAAACCGUUCUGGCCAAAACGAGUUCUGCACCAGUUUUUUUCUUCUCUCAGCCACGAUGACCCUCCAAAAUACCAAAAGUCACUUGGUGACCGCACGGAAGGGUUCGUCGCCUUCGAUAAGGCGCCUGCCAGCGCAUCUCGGUCUCCUGUCCGCGCUGGCGAUGCUGGUGAUGCUGCUCGGGUUGCAAUUCCCGUUCGCCGAUGGAUAUCGCAUGCAGCGAACCCAAUCCAGUUGCUACUACAAUGGGACCCACUUUAUGGAGGGUUCGAUCGUGCCGACCAAGGAACCCUGCCUGAUGUGCAAAUGUACGGAGAAGACGCUGAUCUGCGCGCUGAAGGUUUGUCCAGAACAACCGAUUCCACCGCCGAGGGGAUGCAUUUUGGUGCAUAAGGCCGGUUCCUGUUGCCCGUACCUGCAGUGCUCGAAGCUGAAUCUGGCCGUCAAGAACAAUGGCGAUAGGAAGAAGCUCCACUUUCUGGACUACUACGAAAAGGCGGCCCAGGAGCGGUUUGAAAACCCGAACGCGUAUCUACGCCGCUCCGAUGACGACGAGGUGGAAGAUAAUGGAGCUUGUAUCGUUAACGGCACGGUGUACAAAUCGGGCUCGGCCAUGGUUAGCUCCACGCUCUGCUCGUACUGCUACUGCAUCAACGGGCGGCAGCAGUGCGUGAAGCCGAAGUGUGCCCUGCCGAGCCAAAAGUGUGCCCCGGUGUUUGUGGACUCGGCCUGCUGCCCGAUCCGGUACGAUUGUAGUGGCAAAACGCCGAUCAAAAACGCCGAGCUGGCGACCACGGAGUCGGCCAAUCAUGUGCGGCGGAUUAACAACAAGCACUAUCAGCGGAUGGCCGAGCGGCGUGGAUAUCGUAGCAAUGGGUGUACCGCUGGUGGACAUACCUAUCCGGACGGGGAGAAGAUGAAGUCGGAAGAUCCGUGUGAGGUGUGCUACUGUAUCCGGGGGCAGCGCAAGUGUACGCCCAAGAAGUGUGCCCCGACGAUUAAGGGUUGUACGCCACGUGUACCGCGUGGGGAGUGCUGUGCGGUGCGCUACGAUUGCAAGCACGGAGAGCAGAAACCCUUCGGUCGCAAGAUGGAAGAUGAGGAAGAGUCGUUUGACUUUUUCUCGAUCCUCUUCGGACCCGACCCAGAUGCACCGAAGGAAGAGACGAAGAAUGCUACUGAAGUGAUCGAAGCACCAGUCACUGAAACCGCUCCGGUGAGUACCACUUCGGAGAAGAGUUUCCUCGACCUGCUGCGUGCCGGGCUUGACUUUAUCGAUGAUGCCGGCGAAGAUGAGCUGCUACUAAGUACGGCAGCUCCAUCAGAAGCAAACACCUUGCUUACCUCAACCGAACUACCACCCGAGCUGCAAACGGUAAAGGUAGAGAUCAUUCAAGAACCGCAAGCGAUCUACAUCGAAAAGCCGGACUUUAAUUUCCCGGUGCGGAAGAUACCGCCGGUACCGAUCAUGUUUAAACCGCUGCCGAAGAUACCGACCCUGCUGAUGAACGAACCACAGUUCCAGAAUUUGGAGUCGGACUCUUUGCUGAAGGAAAAUCCGACUGAAGUGUCGAACUCUCUGUUGGAAACAACGGUGAAGAAUGUUCCGACUGUUGGAAGUGACGAGGAGGAGCAAACGGAAGCAACAGAAGCGAUCAUUUCGACGACUACCGAGGAGAGGACUACUACUCGCACUACAACUACGACCACAGUGGCACCGAGUACAGAAAAAUCUACAGAGCGAACUACGACCACAACGACGCCGAAACCGACUACGACUACUACUACGACAACGAUGGCUCCAACUACUACCACGACAACAACUACUACUACUACAACGGCAAUGCCGACUACGACUACUACUACUACUACAACGCCUCGUACAACUACUACAAAGCAGACGACUACAGAAGCCCCUACGACGACCACAGAAGCUCCUACGACAACCACGGAACCUCCAACAACUACUACUUUAACCAGUACGACAGUAGUGGCGAAAGCAAAGCCUUUAGAAGAUGAAAGUACAAUUCUUCCGACAACUACAAUAACUCCGACAAAGAAAGCAGAACUGACCACAUCUACCACCAACUCUUCUCCUAACACUAAACCUACCGAGAAGAUCUCGACUUCUUUGCCUACAAGUACACAAGAAGUUAAGACAACUGCAGAAUACAUCGAGACCACAACAACACCACCUCCACUACCAAAAAAAGAAGUAAUGUCUGAAAAACUACUACAAACAACUCCACCACCGGCUGUUAGCCACUCCACUCCAGUCGAUGUCGUCAUAAAGAUCGACCAAUUAGUCGACAAACAAACGGUAGAAACCAUCCUCAACUCCCUGAAUGCAAAGAUUGAAAAGGUAACCAAGGUAACGGAGCCGAUUGUCACCACAACCAUCGCAACCAAGCGACCCAACAACAAGUUUGUUGGAUUUGUGCCGGAAAAAAUACCCACGACGGUGUUCUCGAGGGUGACCCCGCCGGUGACAACGGAGUCGACCGAAUCGACUGUCUUGUUGAAUGAUCCAACAACAUCCGUUACGACGGAGGGUGAUAUUACUUCCACAAUUGAACCGGAUGUAACGACUACGCUGCGAGAUACAACUACCGAUCGACAGUCGGAAGAGAUAAGCACCAGCACGCAGCGAAUGGAAGAGAGUGAAGAAUCGACCACCGUCACUUCAACAGUGCCUUCGGAAACAUCGACAAUGCAAGAGGAAAGUUCUGCGGAAAUGUCCACCGACGUGACAGACACAACGAUUGCCAAUUCUUACACGGAAACUACACACGAAGAGCCGCGAACAGAGCCGUUUGUAGUUGAGAAUAACGAUACGGCAACAACGACUGAAACGAUCACAUCAGUCGCACCGACAAAGCAAGCGCCACCGCCGCCAACACGUCCACCGAACCCAUUGAAAGAGAACAAUCUCCUCUCGGUACUGCUGAGCGGCCUCUCCAACAUAUUCGACGCAACGAAGAACGAUUCGGGUAAGCAGUCGCAGAAGAAUCGUACCGAGUACCGACCCAUCACCCCGAAACCGAUCCCGAUCAGUGGAUUCCACAAGGUAAGCAACAUACCGUCGAUCCUGGAGUCGGACAUCGGGAUGGAUUACGACGAGCCGACGUUGCCACCCAGUCUGCCAAACUUGAAGAUCAUCCCAUUCCUGCCGGCCGAUGCGGUGAAAAAGAACGAUCCACCGAAGCCGGUCAGCAUCGUACCGCCGACGUACACGUACUUCAAGAACCACCCGAACAACUACCCGAUCGUGAACGACCCGUACGAGGCACCGCCCAGCGGGUAUGGGGUGAGCAAUGAGCAUGAUAUCCUACACCCCGGGAUGACGUACAAGGCGCCGGGCAAGCCGAUGACGGCGGAGUACGAGUACGCGUAUGAUCCGGCGAUCAACUAUCCGGCGCUGACGGAGAGCUACGAUGUGGAUGCAAAGAAUGGGUACUACAACACGAAGGUGAUCCGCGACAAGUACGAUACGGUGGAUGACAUGGACUACGAUUACGAUACGGACACGAUACACAAGUACGCCGAGCUUCCGGCCAAGCAGGAUCUGUUCCAGAACGAGCUGAAGAAGUUUAUCCCGACCAAGUACGAGGUACCGCAGGAGGGAACGUACGUGCCGGUGUACGACAAGUAUGGGGUGGGCUAUCCGGAGAAGAAUGUUUAUUACACGAACCACAAGGAGCUGGCGUACGGUGCCGGUGCAGAGCUGGACAAGGUACAGGUACAGAGCACGGAUAAUCCACUGUUCCGGAUCGAUGGGACGGAUAUGAGCGGGUUCUCGCCGCCAACGAAAACGGAAGGUGGAUUUGUACCAAAGGAGCCGAUAAAGGGUGAGUUUUAUUACGAAAGUUACGCGACGACACCGUUCCCGACCGAGCUGACGGACGAUCAUCAUGUGAAGUUACCAUACAAUGCCACUCCAACUAGUUCCUAUGGAGUGACUCCAUCCAAUCCGUUCAUUGAUGUGAUCCGAACGGAGCCGGCACCGCCCCUGAUGUCACUGAUCGAGGACAAGGAGAAGCUUCUCUCGACACUGCAUUCGAAGAAUACCUCCCUAGAGGAUCUGCUAGGAGAUCCAAGCGAGGGAAGCGAUGAGUACGAGAAGCAAAUCAUCUCCAUUACGACCGACGCGAACUACCUUUCUUCGAUGGCGGAAGAGCACGUGCCAACACAGCGUACGACCUCAUCGAAGCCUAACUUUACCGGGUUUGAGUUGAACUUCCCCGUUUCGGUUCAUCUCCCCGAGGAGCCCGUGUCGGAAGCAACGAAACCGGCCAGCCCGGCUGAAGCACAGCAUAGCGAACCGGAACCGAGUGGAAUGUUUAGCUUGGAGAACAUGCUCAACUAUCUGCUGCGCGAGGAAGAUCCUAUCAAUGAGAAUCGGCUGAGGAAUGCUAGCAAUAGUGAGACAACAGCAGCUGUUAGUGAUGGUGUUCCACCGUUCAAAACACUGCCUUCACGACUCACUGCCGUUUACGAUCCAACGGUUGGUUUGGAAGCUUCCCUUGGAGAUGUGAAACCACCCUCAGAUGAGGAACUACACGACGGCACGGUUACUCUCAAAGUGGAGAGUGCCAAAAACGACACAAAAACCCUAUACCGACCAUCGCUUCUCGAUCUACCGUUCCUGAACCCUGGCUUCCACACGAAACCCAUCAACCAACCGGACUCGGACCCAGAGACACAGAAUGAGCUGGAUCGAUAUGGGUAUGGAGGUACUCCCGAGCAUCAUACCGAUCAGUAUCAGGUGAUUGCUGAAGGUACGCCCAGUGCAAACGCACAAUCGUACGUCGUCAACCCGGUGGACAUUAACAAGCUGAAGCAGCACCACUCCGAAGGUACGGCGGAGAUUACCAUGAAGUCGAAGGUGAAGGAUACGGUCGGCAUACUGAAGCUGGCCGGCUGUAACAUCUACGGCCGAAUGUACCGGGUGGGACGGAUCAUUUCCGAGCUUUCUGGUCCGUGCCUGGAGUGCAAGUGUACCGAGGUGGGUGUGCACUGCACGCCCCUAGAUUGCCGGAGACGGCGGUAAGCGCAGCCAGCCGACACUACCUAGCAGCUAGAUUUAGGGGCGCGUGGCACGGGUAAUGCUACAUAUGUAAGUGUAUAGGACUGUACGUGCAUGUAUGUAUGUGUAGUUUCAUCGAGUGAACGCGUACCAACGGAUGAACGAGGAGCGAGCGAACGGGUGUUACUGUGAUUUUCGUGAUAUUAAUCUAUAGGUUUAAGCCGCACCGUCUGAUACGGUGUCUGGGGCGGAAAUGUCUGGGUGUCUUCGAAUCGUAGACACGAA